AUUUGAUGAGAAUGGGAAAAAGAGAUUUAUCAAAAAGAAUUUUGCUGCCAAAACAUUCAGAAACACCGUCGCUACUUGUAGUUGAUUCGAAUCCAAAGCCAAAACACGAACCCUAGCGCGUCUUCUCCAUCUCCAGAUUUAACAAAAAAAUUGGAAUGGUGGACGGCGGUAGAAUCAAGCUGAAAACAUGGCAGCAAGCAGCGGUGGCAUUUGGUUCGGCCGUCGGAGCGCUUUUGAAUCCACGUAGAGCUGAUUUGAUAGCUGCUCUUGGUGAAACAACUGGAAAACCUGCCUUUGAAAGGGUUCUUCAAAGGAUGAAAUCUUCCCCUGAAGGAAGGGCAGUACUGUUGGAGCGCCCUCGUGUUGUAUCGGCAAAUGUAGGACAUGCUUGGGACCUGCCAGAAAAUACAUUUGGUGCUGCCUAUGCUAGAUUUAUGGGAUCCAGGAACUUUUCACCAGACGAUCGACCUCCUGUGCGGUUCAUGGAUACAGAUGAGCUGGCCUACGUUGCAAUGCGAGCUCGUGAGGUUCAUGACUUCUGGCAUACCCUUUUUGACCUUCCUACUAACUUGAUUGGGGAGUCAGCGCUGAAAGUAAUCGAGUUUCAACAGAUGUAUCUUCCUAUGUGCAUGAUGUCUGUUGUAGGGGGCACAGCAAGAUUCAGUGAUAAACAGAGAAAACUGUUUUUUCAGCACUACUUCCCAUGGGCUCUUCGUGCCGGAACACAAUGCAAUGAUCUAAUGUGUGUGUAUUAUGAGCAGCAUUUUCAUGAAGAUUUAGAAGAUGUUCGCAGAAAACUGGGAAUUGUUCCGGUCCCUGCUGUUCCUUGACUGAAUGCUUUCCGAGCUGAUGAGUUGUACUUAUUCAGUGCGCGAUCAAUUUUCUUAAUAAUGUCCAAUGCAACAGCGGUCUCCUGAUAUUUAGUCAGUUUUGUAUAGGUUGGAUUUUAUCAAUGACUUUUAUAUCAGUCAAUUAAAUUAAAUAGAAUCAUGAACAUAGGUUUGGUUUUAUAAUCAUCCAUUGCUAUAGUGUUCCUUCCAAAAGGAAAACCGGUCCAGUUUUUAAACAAUCAUAUUACACUAGAAAUUCGGAAUACUAUUUUGUUUAAGGUUUACAAUUUUGAAGUAGAAAGUUUAUGGUGUUGAUCAAUAAUUAUUACUCUGCUCCAUCUGGUUUUUACCAAAGCUCUGCAGUACCAUGUUUACGAAAUCAGAGCCUCUCAUCAGAUAUGGAAGGAACAUAAUCAAUGGGAGUUUACUUUGUUGCCGGAGAUGAAGACUGCUGGUGAAAAUAAGUCGAGUCGUAUUGGGCAUAGUAGCUCGGUAGCAGAACUAUUUUCCCGAAUCAACAUUAAAAACAGUUUUUUUUCCCACUAUAUUGUCCUUUUUAUUUAUUUACUAUUUUUGAUCAUUUUCUUCUGAUGAUUUGUAUAGUCUUGGUAUCUGUAAUUGUUUUCUUCCAUGCUUGUCUUUGUUUUUAUUCUACUGUUUGUGUUAA
Vicia villosa (hairy vetch) is the source of this 1497-nucleotide messenger RNA. Its product is annotated as ubiquinone biosynthesis protein COQ4 homolog, mitochondrial-like. Gene Ontology annotation, cellular component: mitochondrial inner membrane. Gene Ontology annotation, biological process: ubiquinone biosynthetic process. NCBI's taxonomy places the organism in Eukaryota, Viridiplantae, Streptophyta, Magnoliopsida, Fabales, Fabaceae. The record is from RefSeq and is a predicted model, not a curated record. Bases 156 to 830 code for a protein of 224 amino acids. The transcript is spliced from 3 exons.